Molecule: messenger RNA, 1743 nt
Organism: Panicum virgatum (switchgrass)
Lineage: Eukaryota; Viridiplantae; Streptophyta; Magnoliopsida; Poales; Poaceae
Exons: 3
Coding region: 170-760 (196 amino acids)
Source: RefSeq, a predicted model, not a curated record
ACGGCGGAGACGGCUCGGUGGCGGCGGCCAUGGCGAGCGCGGUGGCCUGGCCUGCGCAGCGGCGCGGCCGGCGCGGCGGACGGCGAGCGCGGCGCGCGGCCUUUGCAGCGGGCCUCGGCGCGCCGGCCACCCUCGAGCUAGGCCACGGCCCCCCUCGUCGACGGCGACCAUGGCGCGUGCGAUGGGGUCCACCUCUCCCUCAGGCCUGGAGCUCAGCAUGGCUGUUCCAGGCCUCAGCUCCUCCUCUGGCUCAGUAGGCGUGGAAAACUUGCUUGGGGUUUGCGCCGGCGAGCGGCGGCGAGGAGGAGUUCCCGAUGGGCAGCGUGGAGGGGAGGAGUUCCCGAUGGGCAGCGUGGAGGAGGACGAGGAGGAGCGGGGGCGCCGGCGCCGGCGGGCCGCACCGCCCCAAGAAGCUCCGGCUCUCCAAGGAGCAGUCCCGCCUCCUGGAGGAGAGCUUCCGCCUCAACCACACCCUCACGCCGAGCCUCAAUUCAAGCUCGCCGGCACGAGGUCAGCGGCGGCGUGGGCGAGGGCGACGGGGCGGGGACUUGGUCGCGAGCGACCCCUGCGACGGUGUCCGGAUGAGCCCCGUCGCCAGCCGGAGCUGCGGCCGCGCCGGCGCCGCGGCCGCUUCUUGCCCGUUCUGGCCGGAGGAGGGGGAGGCGGGGCGGCGGCAGGAGGUGCAGCGUGGCCGCACGUGGGAGAUGAAGCGGCCGAACUUACAGAUGGGUCCCACGUGAAUAGGGGCUUGAGUUGCUAGCCUGGCUGGAAUUGGGCCUCAAUUUGAGCCCCUAUUUGUUGCAAAUCGACUUGCAAAAUGAAAUUUAAGGACUUAAUUUUGCAGGCCCGGCUGGAGAUGCUCUUAGAACACAAGUCGCUGGUCCCUAAAAAGGAUCCUUGUCCUAGAAAUGCCUCUGAUUAUACUCUGAUCUAAGAUUAAAAAUUCGGAUCUGUAUGUAGCAUAUGGAGGAAGGACCAUUUGAACCACGUUGCAUGUUCCUCGAAACUCCUUGGAAGUUUUCUCUCAACAUACCAGGGGACAAGCUAGUAUUUUUACUGUGGCAACGAGUAUAAGGAAAACAAGCAAAGGCAAAUUAAGAACCGAUCGAACAGAUACAAUUUUAUUCAGAAGCAAGAGAAACAAAGACGGAGCUGGGGACGUAAUAACUAAAGUGAUGGCAGAAGCUACAUCACUUUAUCUGUGUGAUUAAAGAUAACAGACUAGAGUAACAAAGAUUCCUCCAUGGGAGAAUUGAGAGGACAUACAGAGCAGCCGCUGCUGAGGCGCGGAUCAUGUCUUUUGUUCUUUGAAUUAGGAGCAACAUACCACACAACUUGAUGGAUCGCCGUAGCACCCGUUGCCCCAAGCACAAGGUUGGCCCUCGGUGACUGAAUACAUGGAGAAAAUCAGAGUAACCAAGAUUAGUUAAAUCUCCAUGCAGUUAGCAAUAUACUGAUCAAAAUGGGAACUUCAUUUAAAUGUGCAACUAGAGAGAGAGAGAGAGAUGUUGCCUUGGGGAUGGAGGGCCGCCAUGAGAACCACCACGGCCAUGACCCAGAUGAGGAGCACGAGGAAGGUGUUCCUGCCGGCCAUGUCCGAAAUGACUCAGCUGCUGUUUGCUUGUACUUCCCUUGUAAACAAGUACUACUCCCUCGAGCGAGCACUUGUACAUACAGCCAGUCAGCUGUGACGGAACUGCCAAAUUAAAACUCUAAUUAAGCGUAAUGGUCGUCAUUUGAACA